Messenger RNA from Spea bombifrons (plains spadefoot toad), 996 nucleotides. RefSeq names its product basic helix-loop-helix family member a9 (gene BHLHA9). Lineage: Eukaryota; Metazoa; Chordata; Amphibia; Anura; Pelobatidae. The record is from RefSeq and is a predicted model, not a curated record. Bases 3 to 770 code for a protein of 255 amino acids. The transcript has a single exon. Gene Ontology annotation, biological process: developmental process; regulation of transcription by RNA polymerase II. Gene Ontology annotation, molecular function: DNA-binding transcription factor activity, RNA polymerase II-specific; protein dimerization activity; RNA polymerase II transcription regulatory region sequence-specific DNA binding.
CUAUGAGCCUUAGUGAGUCAGAAUUCUCAGAGGAUGAGCAAGAACUGGGAGAGGAGCAGAAUGAUGACUGCAGACAGUCUCCGGACAAACUCCAGAGUAGAGAAAGUGGUAGUGAAUUGGAUGAUGCCAAACCCAGGAAAAGGACCAGACCUGUUAGGUCCAAAGCUAGAAGGGUAGCAGCCAACGUGAGAGAGAGAAAAAGAAUUCUGGACUACAACCAAGCCUUCAAUGCACUGAGGCUGACACUAAAGCAUGACCUGAGUGGCAAGAGGUUGUCCAAGAUUGCUACCUUAAAGAGGGCAAUCAAUAGGAUAUCUACUCUCUCUAUGUUUCUCCACUCAAGCUCUCAACAGAAAUGGUCCUGCAGCCACAGUGAGUGCCACCUUCAAUAUGAUGGGCACAGACAAUCCGAGAUUAAGGACAGCUGCCCUCAGCCUCCUUUUUUGAUGUCAGAACAAAUCCAUCAAGUUGCGCCACCCAUUUCUCCCUAUGAAGAAACCAACCAUUUCCAGCCGAACCAUUCUCCAAAUUACUCCAGGCUUUCACCAGAGACUUCUUAUUUCCAAUGCCAGUAUGGGACCCCAGCAGAAGACAAUAAAAUCCCAAAUUGUCCGUACUACAUGCAUGGGAGUUACAGCAUUGGCAUCAGAGGAGCUUGCUAUCAGAAUCGCGUGGACAGUCUUGAGGAAUCAUAUGGUGGACACUUUAAGUCAUGGCAGUUUGGUUCUCUGCAAGGACCAUCUUACCAGCAUUCUCUGCCCAUGCACUAACAUUACCCCUGUGAUAUCCGAGAAGAGUUUAAUGUGAGUUUGGCAAAGGACUUCUAGGAUCUAUAUGCAUUUAACAUCACAUCCAAGUUAAUGUAAAAAGUAUGUCUUUGUAAAACUUUAUAAAAUAUGCUGUGUAGCUGUGAACAGUUAGAGCUCAGGGGUAAGAAUACUGUAUAUGACUAAUCCCAGACAUUGAAGGUAUGCCACCAAUGCAACUAGUGACAAG